Molecule: messenger RNA, 6539 nt
Organism: Arvicola amphibius (Eurasian water vole)
Lineage: Eukaryota; Metazoa; Chordata; Mammalia; Rodentia; Cricetidae
Gene: Megf11
Product: multiple EGF like domains 11
Exons: 23
Coding region: 172-3210 (1012 amino acids)
Cellular component (GO): membrane
Molecular function (GO): protein binding; scavenger receptor activity
Source: RefSeq, a predicted model, not a curated record
CUAUGGCUUCCAUCUUGUCUGGCCCCCAGCUAUGCCGUGACUGUACAGGAGUCUUAUGCACACCCCUUCGAUCAGAUCUACUACACACGAUGCGCAGAUAUACUCAACUGGUUCAAGUGCACCCGGCACCGGAUCAGCUAUAAGACGGCGUACAGGCGUGGCCUCCGGACCAUGUACCGGCGGAGGUCCCAAUGCUGCCCUGGCUAUUAUGAGAAUGGAGACUUCUGCAUUCCCCUGUGCACGGAGGAGUGUAUGCAUGGCCGUUGUGUCUCCCCAGAUACCUGCCAUUGUGAACCUGGAUGGGGAGGCCCUGACUGUUCCAGCGGUUGUGACAGUGAGCACUGGGGUCCCCACUGCAGCAAUCGGUGUCAGUGUCAGAAUGGUGCCCUCUGCAACCCUAUCACCGGAGCCUGCGUGUGCGCCCCUGGCUUCCGAGGCUGGCGCUGUGAAGAACUCUGCGCACCCGGUACCCAUGGCAAGGGCUGCCAGCUGCCUUGUCAGUGCCACCACGGAGCCAGCUGCGAUCCGCGCACUGGCGAGUGCCUCUGCGCACCGGGCUACACUGGCGUCUACUGCGAGGAGCUGUGCCCCCCUGGGAGCCAUGGAGCUCACUGUGAACUACGCUGCCCCUGUCAAAAUGGCGGCACCUGCCACCACAUCACUGGAGAGUGUGCCUGCCCUCCAGGCUGGACGGGAGCAGUGUGUGCCCAGCCCUGCCCACCAGGGACAUUUGGCCAGAACUGUAGUCAGGAUUGUCCUUGCCACCAUGGAGGCCAGUGUGAUCAUGUGACUGGACAAUGCCACUGUACAGCUGGAUACAUGGGGGACAGGUGCCAAGAGGAAUGUCCCUUUGGAACUUUUGGUUUCCGGUGCUCUCAGCGCUGUGAUUGCCACAACGGAGGUCAAUGUUCACCGACCACAGGUGCCUGUGAGUGUGAACCUGGCUACAAGGGCCCUCGCUGCCAGGAGCGGCUAUGCCCCGAGGGCUUGCAUGGCCCAGGCUGCACCUUGCCCUGUCCCUGUGACACUGAGAACACUAUCAGCUGUCAUCCAGUCACCGGAGCUUGUACCUGCCAACCUGGCUGGUCAGGCCACUUCUGCAAUGAGUCCUGCCCUGCCGGCUACUAUGGCAACGGUUGCCAGCUGCCCUGCACCUGCCAGAAUGGCGCUGACUGCCACAGCAUCACUGGGGGCUGCACUUGUGCCCCAGGCUUCAUGGGAGAAGUGUGUGCCGUUCCCUGCGCUGCUGGGACCUAUGGUCCCAACUGCUCAUCUGUAUGCAGCUGUAGCAAUGGUGGCACCUGUUCCCCUGUGGAUGGCUCCUGCACUUGCCAAGAGGGGUGGCAGGGCCCGGACUGCUCCCUGCCAUGUCCCAGUGGGACAUGGGGCCUGAACUGCAAUGAGACUUGUGUCUGUGCCAAUGGGGCAGCCUGCAGCCCUUCUGACGGCUCCUGCGCCUGUACCCCAGGCUGGCUGGGGGACUCCUGUGAACUGCCCUGCCCAGCUGGCACGUUUGGGCUGAACUGUAGCGAGCGUUGCGAUUGCAGCCAUGCCGAUGGCUGUGACCCUGUCACAGGCCACUGCUGCUGCCUAGCAGGAUGGACAGGCAUCCGCUGUGACAGCACGUGCCCCCCGGGUCGCUGGGGCCCCAACUGCUCGGUGCCCUGCAGCUGUGAGAACGGAGGCUCCUGUUCCCCAGAGGAUGGGAGCUGCGAGUGUGCCCCUGGCUUCCGAGGACCCUUAUGUCAGAGAAUCUGCCCACCAGGGUUCUACGGCCAUGGCUGCACCCAGUCUUGUCCUCUCUGCGUGCACAGCAAUGGGCCCUGCCACCAUGUCAGUGGCAUCUGUGAGUGCCUGCCAGGAUUCUCUGGAGCCUUGUGCAACCAAGUGUGUGCUGGAGGGCACUUUGGGCAGGACUGUGCCCAGCUCUGUUCCUGUGCCAACAACGGGACCUGCAGCCCCAUCGAUGGCUCCUGUCAGUGCUUCCCUGGGUGGAUCGGCAAGGACUGCUCACAGGCCUGCCCAUCUGGGUUCUGGGGCUCUGCCUGCUUCCAUACAUGCAGCUGCCACAACGGGGCGAGCUGCAGCGCCGAGGAUGGGGCCUGCCACUGCACCCCUGGCUGGACUGGACUCUUCUGCACGCAGCGUUGCCCUGCAGCAUUUUUUGGGAAGGAUUGUGGGCACAUAUGCCAGUGUCAGAAUGGAGCCAACUGUGACCACAUCACUGGGAAAUGUACCUGUCGAACAGGCUUCACCGGGCGCCACUGUGAACAGAGAUGUGCCCCCGGAACCUUUGGAUAUGGGUGUCAGCAGCUAUGUGAGUGCAUGAACAAUGCCACUUGUGACCAUGUCACUGGUACCUGUUACUGCAGCCCCGGAUUCAAAGGAAUCAGGUGUGACCAAGCUGCCCUCAUGAUGGAUGAACUGAAUCCCUACACCAAGAUCAGUCCAGCUUUGGGAGCAGAGCGGCACUCAGUGGGUGCUGUCACGGGCAUCAUCCUCCUGUUGUUCCUGGUUGUGGUGUUGCUGGGCCUGUUUGCCUGGCGACGGAGGCGGCAGAAAGAAAAAGGCCGUGACUUGGCUCCUCGUGUCUCCUACACCCCAGCCAUGAGGAUGACCAGCACAGACUACUCUCUCUCAGAUUUGUCUCAAAGUAGCAGCCAUGCCCAGUGCUUUUCCAAUGCCAGCUACCACACACUGGCGUGCGGGGGGCCUGCCACCAGCCAGGCCAGCACUCUGGACAGGAACAGCCCCACCAAGCUCAGUAACAAGUCCCUUGACAGAGACACAACAGGCUGGACCCCCUACAGCUAUGUGAACGUGUUAGACUCCCAUUUCCAGAUCAGUGCCCUGGAGGCCAGGUACCCGCCCGAGGACUUCUACAUUGAACUUAGACACCUCAGCCGCCACAAUGAGCCACACUCACCAGGCACUUGUGGAAUGGACAGACGUCAGAACACAUACAUUAUGGACAAAGGCUUCAAAGAUUACAUGAAAGAAUCUGCGUGCAGUUCUAGUACUUGUUCCUUGAACAGCAGUGAAAACCCUUACGCUACAAUUAAGGAUCCGCCCAUCCUCACCUGCAAGCUUCCAGAAAGCAGCUAUGUAGAAAUGAAGUCACCUGUGCACAUGGGGUCUCCGUACACAGAUGUGCCAUCCUUGUCGACAUCUAAUAAAAAUAUAUAUGAAGUUGGUAGGUGUCUCACAUAAGUAACUUAGCAAAACCAGAGCAACAGUGCAGCAUCUCAAGUGAAAACUAACUCUCCUCCACUCACUCUCUCCACAACACACCCUUCUGUUUGGCUGCAUUUGAAGGAACCCAAGGAGGAACUCCAUCCCAGAACUUCCCUCUCCUCUAAUGCAGGAAAACAAAAUCUUUUGCCACUCUGCUUACAAAUUACAACUGAUAAGCAGUAGAAAUAGCAAGGUUGGGGAACCAGUAUACAAGACUUCAACUGAUUGUUGGUGCAAAUCCAAGUUUGAAAAAGAAAACCAUUAGAACUGUUGUUUACAAGUUUCCAAAUCAUUUCCUUACACCUCCCCUAUUCAACUGUGAUCCUAGAGGUACUCAUAAGACCCACACCUCUACGAUGUCCUAAAUCUCUUGUUGAACAGAGGCAGGGAUUCUGACCCUUGGGUUUUCUAUCUCUAGAGAAAGCCUGUCGUAAUCAUCAUGCAUUUGUCAGAUUUAUACAUCCAUAGUUCCCCUCCCCAACAAGUUAAAUAGAACUUUCAAAUCUCCCACCAAGGCAACAAAGCUAAUCUGUUCUCUGAACUCAUUUUUUACUAUAUUCCUUAGAGCCCACAGUCAGUGUGGUCCAAGAAGGCCGAGGUCAUAACUCUAGCUAUAUCCAGAAUCCAUACGACCUACCUAGGAACAGCCAUAUUCCUGGUCAUUAUGACCUCCUCCCAGUAAGACAGAGCCCUGCCCAUGGGCCCUCCCAGGACAAACAGUAAGAGAGAUAAACUUCUCUCUUAAGUGUGCUUUGCUGACUAUUCUCUGACUCUGAAAGAAGAAAUUCCGUGACUUGAAAUAUCAGUACAGAUUGAUCUGGAUUGAAAGAAGCACUUCCAAAUGGGAUUGGGGUAACUGUUCAAGGAGUCUGUUCACAAAGGCAAAUCAUAUCACCUUCAGCCCUAAGUGCCCUGGAUAUGAUUUUUAAAACAUUUAAGAUAUCGCUACUCAUCAACAUCAGCUAAAUUCAGAUAAAAGAUAUGUAUUUAAUAUUCUGAAGCAAUGCUUACAAUGCAUGUGGCUUAGGUUUUGCAAACUUUCUAGGAGAAGAAGGGGACUGGAGAAUGGAGAGGGGCACUUUAGAACACCUGAAACGUGUAUGUGCUGUUGAUUAUUGUUACCAUCAACAUCUGCUUCAGUAUCGAAGGGAACUGGUGCGUGGAUAUGAACUGUUCUAAUAUUAAUAGUAAAAUCUGUGUACAUAUAGGUAUGGUCCAUCAAAGUAUAACAGCCAUAAUCAGAGUUUAAAAUAUAGCAUACUUCUGACAAUUUGCAUUUUCAAAAACAAGAAUUUAAUAAAGACAGAGUCACUUUCUUCUGUCCCAUCAGUGAUAGGAGGCAAAACAGAAGUGGGGGAGAGUAAUUAUUUCAAAAGCGCAACAGUUUCAUUCAGUCUAGAAUGGUUUCUAUGCCUGCUUUACCAAAUCUUGUCAAGAAUAAUGAAGGCCAGUCCUGGCCUGGCUGCACUGCAUUAAUACGCCUAACAUCUGAGUCAUUCUGUGUGUACCAGAGAACUAAGCUGCUACUUUAAGAUAGUAGUCACAGGGCUGGGAAUGUAGCCCUGAGGAAAAACGCUUGGUGGUGAGUGGGGCCCUGGAGUAGAUCACCAGCAUCACAGAAAAGGUGUAGGCUGAUAAGAAUUAAGUUUCCCUAGAAACCAUCCAAAUGGCCCAUUCAGUUUAUUUAGUUGGAGUCCCUUGACUUGUUUUCAAGCAGUUCUUCAUAGAUGGCACUUGAUGUAACAUGGAACCUAAAAGUGUAGAAGAAAUUAUACAAAUAUGGGCAUGGCAAGCUUAAGUAGCUUAACAUACAUCAUGCUUUUUGAUGGAACUAAAUGAAAUAAAUGUUAAAAAAAAAAAAAGAUUUUAAAAGCCCAUCACCUACUGAAAUGGGCAAACAUGUAUUCCAGUAGUUGGUGCUUUAAACCUCUAUUCAGAUAAGUCAUAACUUCCUCUGCACGGUGUAAUGGCAGGUAAACCGAAGCAUGGACAAUUCUGAAUGUGGCUAAUCCCCAAUUCCUAUAGGACCCCUUCAUAAGAAUUAAGAACAAAAAAGGGCAAACUGGAAGUUAAUGGCCACCCCAAGCUCUUAAUGAGGAAUAAGGGUCUAGCCAAUGAAGAUUACCUAAACAGGGUUUACAGAAAUAAAACUGCAAAGCUGGAUGCUGCUACAGGAAGUGGGGUUGAUACUAACUAGAAGUCAGCUUGGAACCCCUUAGUUUGGGUAAGAAUUAGCAAAAGCAAGAAAAUAUAUAAGUAAAUCUCCCCGCUCACUUCACUCCAGGCAUAAGCCAAUCUUAGCAAUAGAGGAACAUGAAUGCUGCAUGUGUGCAUGGACGCGAGUGAUCAGCAAUAGUAAACUUCCCAAAAAGCCUUAUUAAAAUAGGAACACUAGAAAAUCACUUUGUAGACCUAAGUUAAUGUUUCUCAUACAUAUGUAUAAAGAAAUAGAGUUAAGAGACUCACCUCAGUAUUUCAGGGCCACAAGUGCUCAAUUAUCUUUGUGAAGCAAGGAUGAAGAAGCAAAAUCCAAUCAGCAAGGAGAAAUGGCAUCUCAAUCCCAGGCUUCAUCUUCUUCCCUUAUCCUGCAUGUACAAUAACUACUACCUGGCAAACUGCAAUCAUGCAAAUUCCAAGUCUCACUUCUCUCUUACCAACUACCCUCUGCACAAAAGUAUUGAGCAAGAGGUGAGAGACUGGAGCACCAAGUCAAGAGAUGCUGGCACCACUCUUGUUAAGUCACUUGCCCUCUUUGGGCUCUUUUAUUUCCCACACAUGAAAGAAGAGACACGUUAGUGGGAGGAGAGCUCUAACAACUCUCCAACUGUAGUACUCAACAACAUUUCAAGCAACGUAAGUAACUCAAACAGGCAAUACAGAGGAGGAGGGGAAGGGCAAAGAUGUGAUUAACUAUGGCGACAAGAGCAGCCUUCACAUAGCUAAGAGUUAGCACUAAGACAUUUCAGUCAUGCAGAGCUACUGUUAGAGAUUUCUAACAAUCACAAGUAAGUUUGCAGUCAGCCUAAACACGUGCACUGCACAUUCUAUCAAUGACUGGAAAGAUCUGCUCAAUUAUUUUUCAAAAUGAAAACUUCAAUCCAGUAAAUUAAUAUGUAUACAAGUCAGAAAAAUAAAGAACACAGUUACUGUACAAUAGUAUGAGAGACUAUGAAAUGGCAAUACUUUUUUUAAACCACAGAUUUGUAAUAUAUUUGUUCACUGUGCAGAGGGACUGUACCUCAAACAAAAUAAAAUGGAUUUCUCAAACUAACAAGAAUGCCUAUUGUUUUACACACUGAAAAUCU